CCACAGUGGAAUAGCGAACAACGAAUUCUACCUGACGCCUGAAAGACAAAAGAAGAGAAAAAAUCAUGAAGCUGCUUAGUCUCAACUUUUUGACCUGCGCGGUCAAGGCCUGCAAGUCCUCCGCGGCCUCGUUCCCCCUCCACCCAAAGGACGCAGAGCUGGCGCAGGACGACAUCGAGGUCAACCCCCAACUUCUCUUCAACGUCCUGCCCCGCUUAGACUGGGCCGCUCUGCGAACGAACGCAACUGAGCUGGGCUUCCCCGAACUCCCCACGGAGGCCCCCUCGGCAGAGCAGCUCGAGGGCGAUGAGAAGAUGCUCAAGGAACUACACCACCUCCUCAUGGAGACGCAGAUCAUGGAGGGCAAGCUCGUCUGCGGCAACUGCGGACACGAGUACGCCAUUCGCGAGGGCAUCGCCAACUUUUUGCUGCCGAGUCACUUGGUCUAAGAGGCAAUGCUCCGGUUAUGGGGGACCAAGUUUGGAGAGAUGAUGAAGACUUUUGAUUUGAGACGGCCCCGACGAGGCUGUAGUAGGCGUUCAUGGCGUUUUUCUCCC
This is a messenger RNA of Colletotrichum scovillei, 557 nucleotides long. RefSeq lists its product as uncharacterized. Gene Ontology annotation, molecular function: protein heterodimerization activity. The record is from RefSeq and is a predicted model, not a curated record. The coding region runs from base 66 to 449 and encodes 127 amino acids. Gene Ontology annotation, biological process: rRNA (guanine-N7)-methylation; tRNA methylation; peptidyl-glutamine methylation. NCBI's taxonomy places the organism in Eukaryota, Fungi, Ascomycota, Sordariomycetes, Glomerellales, Glomerellaceae. The transcript is spliced from 2 exons.